Molecule: messenger RNA, 792 nt
Organism: Vigna angularis (adzuki bean)
Lineage: Eukaryota; Viridiplantae; Streptophyta; Magnoliopsida; Fabales; Fabaceae
Product: protein yippee-like At5g53940
Exons: 5
Coding region: 112-558 (148 amino acids)
Cellular component (GO): ubiquitin ligase complex
Source: RefSeq, a predicted model, not a curated record
AGCUAACGACAGUUACAGUGGGAUUGCGCGUUUGGGGUGUUCUGCAGAGGCUAUUUUGUUGUUGUCGUUGGUGGUUUGUGUUGUGUGGGUUUAUGAGAGAGUGGGGUUGACAUGGGAAGGGUUUUUCUUGUUGAUUUGGAUGGCAGAUCCUACGGAUGCAGAUGCUGCAAUACCCCUCUUGCCCUCGCUCAUAACAUUCUUUCUCGGAACUUCAACUGCAGCCAAGGAAGAGCAUACCUUUUCAGCAAAGUGGUGAACAUAACUCUUGGGCCUCCGGUGGAGAGAAUGAUGAUAUCUGGACUGCACACAGUUGAAGACAUAUUUUGUUGCAGCUGUGGACAACUUCUUGGAUGGAAAUAUGUUCUGGCAUAUGAAAAGAAUGAAACAUACAAAGAAGGGAAGUUUGUGCUUGAGAGGUGGACGAUUGUUGACAAUGUUGAAGAGGAGUUGGAAUUAAAUUUGGAUGCACAAGCUGGUUCACAAGGAUCUCAAGCUGGUUCUCAAGCUGGUUCUCAGGCUGAUUCUCAAGCUGGCUCAAGUGACACAGAAAACGCCUAGCUAGUUGUUUCUUUUUCAUGAAUUUGAAGUAUUUUAGCUAGCAAAAUUAUAUAUACUUUUAGUGUUUUAGGUAGAAAAAUAUAUUAUACUUUUAGUUUUCAUCAAGAUACAAUUUCACAUAGAAACUCCUUAGAGAAACUCAACCUUAGGCUUUUUUCACCUAGAAAUCUUGUAAUAGCAUACUGAAUCUUGCUAAAAAUUUAUGGAGGGCAUGUGAUGGCAAUUAUUCAGAUA